AUGCCCCCGUGCACCCAAAACGGCAACUGCGGCGCAGGCCUCUUCUCCUUGGUGGAGGCGCUGCUUCAUAGCCUUGAUCGCCGUGAAGAACUCCCAGGCCUUUGUAGGCUCCAAUCGAUCAUCCUCCCGCCGGACGACGGCCGGAUGGCCGGCGGUUUCUGCCCCUCCCGGGAGUCGUGCAAGCGGAGCAACGAGAAGCCAGAGCAAGGAGAUUUGGUGAUUUUGGGUUUUGGCUUUGGUGUGCACCCUGAGUACCAAAGCUGCGCUGCCGUGGUCACCCGGGUGGAGACCGGGUCACAGCAUUGCACCCAUUGCACGGUGGCUGUGCUGGACCCCUCGCGCAGCUUUCGGGUGGGCGAGUGCCAAGUGGCCUUGGAUGAUGUGAAGCCAGUUCACAAAGAAUGGCGUGCCGGAGCCCGGCUGGUGAUUGGCGGGCUUCAAAGUAGUAAAAUGAGACAUCUCAAUGGCCACGUCGUCCAUGUUUGUGAGCAUCGACGACAUGGUCAUCCUUGCUUCGUUCAACCCACCAGCGGUCGCAAAGACAAGCUCACCUUGUGCGUGCGUCUGGAGGAUCCCAUCCCAGACCAUGCCACGGCCUUGCUAUUGGAACCCAGGUUUCUGUCACCUUACAUCCAGAAGCCGCUGGCCCCUUCGCAGCCGGCUUUGGCACCGAAGUUGAAGCUGCCGGAUCAUGAGAUGGUGACGCUGCUGUCCGGGCACCGGCGCAAGCAACCAGGGCUCUCCACGGCGGAUUCCAAACCAGUAGACCUCCGCUCGUUCCCGGCGAAGCCCUCUUCCAGCCCGCCGCAGUCCUGCUCCAGCGGCUUUUUGGGUUUCAUCUCCUGGUUGGUGGAGGCUCCCUCCAAGGCGGAGGAAGAACACCCCAUGGUUUGUAAGUCCACCUCGAUCAUCAGCGUGGAUGAUGACUCCCCUCGCGCGAACUCCGCGAGCGCCACCAACGCGAACUCGGGGCUGGCGGGACUGCAGAUGCUGCACCCAAUCCCUGAGUUGUCACCCGGAGGAGAUUCCGGUCACAUUUACAGCUCCCAGAUCCCUGAGCAAGGGGACCUGGUGGUGCUUGGACGCAAUGUGACUCCACGCUUCCAGUUGUGUGCUGCAGUGGUGAAGGAUGGCGAUGGGGGGAAGCCCGUGGAGCCCAUAGAGGCCAUAGAGACCACGGAGGAUGCGAUUGAGUCCAACUUGGGUGCUGACCAUGAGAACGACGCCCCACAAAUGCUGAAGGUGAGGGUGGACGCAGAGGAUCGGACAGUGAGCAAGAUCAAGCGGGGCCACUUGCUUGAGAGGAAGCUCACCAUCGACAAGGAGAUCAUGCGUGCCGUGCCGUUGAGCCGCACCUUGCGGGGGGUUGGCCGAUUGUGGCGCCGUUCCCCGCUGGACAUGCCCGUGGAGCAGAAGUUGAAGCUUUGGAAUCGGUCAUGUCCCGUGGAGGAAUAUGAGGUCUUCUUCUCGCAUACGUGGCAUACGGCCGGGCUCUGGAAAUUUCUCUCUUUGUCUUUGCAGCUGAGUUUCUUUCAAAUUCUGCUGUGGUGGUUGGUGAGCGUUGUUUUGGUCCAGGUCCUCUUCUUUGCAGGGGUGUUGCCUCAGUAUGCCCGGGACUGGCUCGCCGACCUGCAGGGCUACAAGGCGCAGCUGCCGCGGUGCAUUUGGACCGUCUUCUUGGGCCCUCCUGUCUCGGUGCUCGCCUUCUUCUCCGCACCCUACCUCCACUUGCGCCGCGGAGAGAAGUUCUGCUUCUUGGACUGCGCGUGCAUCCACCAAGCAGACGCCACCCUCAUGGAGCGAGGCAUUUACGGACUGGGAGGUUUCUUGAAGACCUCGAAGGAGCUUCGGAUCUUGUGGAGUCCCCCUUACUUUUCGAGACUCUGGUGUGUCUUCGAAGUGGCAGCCUACCGGAUGGCCAACCCGCAUGGAAAGAUCACCGUGAAGCCUUUGUUUGUCGAAGUGAUGGUGAUCGUCCUGUGGCUUGGCUCCUCCUCAGGAAUCGCCUUGUGGGCAUCCCUGAGGGCUUUCACAGGAUCUGUGAACAUUCUGGUAGUGUUCCUCAUCCUGGUGCCCUUCCUGGUUGGUUUUCACAUGCUGAGAAAGGCUUGUCAGCAGAAGCAGCAGCUCAUCGCCGAUCUCCGCACCUUCGACCUCCAGGCCGUGGAGUGCCGCGUGGACUUUGACAAGAAGUUCGUUCAUGCGGCCAUUACUGAGUGGUACGGAGGACCGGAGGCCUUCACGGAGUAUGUCCGGGGACCCUUGCGCCGCGAGUUGGAGGCGCGGCAUUUCGAGCGAGUGCCCUUCGUUUAUAGCCUCAUCCUGGCCACUCCGCUCAUUAGCUAUGCCUUGGCCUCCUUCGUAAGCCUGGUCAAGGCUGGUGCUCCGGCAAAUAUCAUCUUGUCCUACUUCUUUUGUGCUCUACUGGGCAUGUUCACCUGCUAUGCGACGGUCUUGGCCCAGUUGUCGCUUUUUCUUUGUGAUCGCUUCGCACAUCCACUCCGGCCCGGCGUGUUCUUCGAACUGGUACAGACUUUCUUGACCUUCGUCGUGUUUGCUUUGGUGGUCUUCGGUGGCAUGAUGCUGGGCAGCACCGCUUAUCGGGCCAGCUUCUUUUGGUCCUUAGCCUACUUCUUGCUCGUGGCCACCCUAUCAUUCCUCACGCACGGUGGAGCGGAGCUCCUGUGGCACCACUUCGCGGCAGCCGUCGCCUUUCGCACGUUCACGCGGCCGUUCGGUGGCCGCAACCCAUGCCACGUCGGAGUGACGUGGAGAGCGUGGGAGCUGCACGAGAGCGUCGCUGUGCUGGACGACUCCCGGUCCUUCGUCGUGGGCGAGUGCUCCGUGGACUUCCGGGAGAUCAUACCGGCCGCUCGCUGCGCAGACUGGGCGGUGGGAGAUGCGGUUCAUCAAGAUUGGCGUGUGGGCUCGCGCCUGGUAGUGGGAGGGCUGCAGAGCAGUCACAUGAGGCACCUGAAUGGGCUCUUUGCCACGGUGUGCCCCCACAAGCGCUUUGGACACCCAUGCCUCAUCCAGAAGCCCAGCGCACCGAACCAAGCCUUGUGGCUGACCUUGUGCCUGCGCUUUGAGGACACGGCCAAAUCACAGAUCCACGGCGCAGCCCGGCCCGAGAGACCUCAAGUCUUCUUUGCAGACUGA
Molecule: messenger RNA, 3159 nt
Organism: Durusdinium trenchii
Lineage: Eukaryota; Dinophyceae; Suessiales; Symbiodiniaceae
Source: the annotation of a GenBank genome assembly